Chenopodium quinoa (quinoa) is the source of this 2575-nucleotide messenger RNA. RefSeq names its product polygalacturonase-like. The transcript is spliced from 4 exons. Gene Ontology annotation, biological process: carbohydrate metabolic process. The coding region runs from base 1113 to 2312 and encodes 399 amino acids. Lineage: Eukaryota; Viridiplantae; Streptophyta; Magnoliopsida; Caryophyllales; Amaranthaceae. Gene Ontology annotation, molecular function: polygalacturonase activity. The record is from RefSeq and is a predicted model, not a curated record.
CCAGCCACCUUCCUCAAGUUAGUGAAGGAGAAGAAGAAGAUACGAAGAGAUCAUUGAGAAGUUGAGAUUAAGUCGGACGCCUAGGUUGGGUUGCCGAGGAAGGGAGGCGGCUGCGACAGUGAUAUGGAGGGGCGGGGGUGGGGCUAGCCCCGAUAACAAUGGCGGGGGUUAGGGGUUUUGUUUUUUUUUUUUUUUUUUGUUUUUUUUUAAUUUUUUUUAAUUAUAAAAAAUAGAAUAAACCAACUAAAAGUCGACACGUGUCUCAUAACCUAGUAAAACCGGUUACCAAAAUAAUUUAACCGGUUAUGGAUUGUUAGUGGAAGACCCCCGUCAAAGGUGGGAUUGUUUCUGGAAUUUCAAAAGGUGGGAUUGUUUAUGGAAGAUGGAGUAAAGGUGGGAUUAUUAGUUUACAUUUUUCCAAUCCAAAACUAAGGUAAAAACAUUAAUAUCCAAGUAUUUAGUGGUCGAGUGAAGAGUGUUGCAUUGCAAUUUGCAGUAUCAACAAAAUAAAUAGUAUACUAACUCUAACAAUUAACGAGCUUUAUGUGUGAUUUGAUCAAUGUAAGACGGUUGUAUUCAAAACUCGUGUUUAAAAUAAUACGGAGUAUUUCUAUUUCCCUCUAAUGAAAUUUAGUAACAAACUCAGGUUCAACCAACUUCCUAAUUAGAUCAAGCAACUAGACUACUAGUACAUCCCAUAUUAUAUAUUUUAAAAUGAUAAUUUGUUACAUUAAUUAAUUAGCACAAUAACCCAAAAAACUGAAAGGUUGCUUUACGGCGCUUUACGUUAUGGCCUUUUUCGUCAAAAUGUAACGGUAAUUCGGUAAUGAUCCUCUACUCUUUCCCACCAUCUUCUCAUCUUCCUUUAACUAACUUUUCAACUCCCACCAAGGCUAUUUUCGUCAUUUCACCUCUUCAAAUUCUCUCUCCUUAGAAAAAAAUCUUAAUCAAAUGAAAUAAAAAUAAAAUAAAAAUAUUUCUAUGUUGUUAUUUGAACUACCUUCAAAUUCCUAUAAAUACCCUUUUAAAUGCAUGUAAUGUUCCUCAACACACCCAAACUCAUAUACUAACUCUAAUAUAAAUUUUCUCCCUCUAGAAAGUUCUAAUUUAAAAUGGGGAGAACAUUCACAUUUUUUUUCUUUACACUUUCUCUCCUAAAUUGUGCUCUUAUUAUUGCAGCCAAAGGAGUAGGGGGCGCAUUGUACAAUGUUGCCACAUUCGGGGCGAAACCCGAUGGGAAAACGGACUCUACCAAGGCGUUUGUGGAUGCAUGGGCCGCCGCUUGUGGAUCCACAGGGCGGCCCACAAUUCACGUGCCCCAGGGCCGGUUUUUUAUUAGUAAUGCCAUUACUUUCAACGGAGCUAGAUGUAAGAACAAGGGUGUUAACUUUAAUAUUAAAGGCACCCUUGUUGCACCCUCGAAUUAUCGAGUUCUUGGCAACAAGGGUACUUGGCUAGCUUUUCAAUAUGUCACCGGAGUGUCGAUCUCCGGUGGAGUGUUGGAUGGUCAAGGUGAUGGUUUGUGGGCUUGUAAGGUGGCCGGCAAAGGCGGGUGCCCAAGUGGACUCACGAAUAUUGGGUUCACAAGCUCCAAAAAUAUUGCGAUCAAAGGAUUAACCUCGCUAAACAGCCAAUUAUACCACAUUGUAUUUGUUGGUUGCCAGAAUGUGAAAGUUCAAGGCACGAAAGUUUCAGCCUCCGGGUCGAGUCCUAACACCGAUGGAAUUCAUGUACAAUCAUCGACUGGUGUAACAAUAAGAAGUACUACUAUUGGUACCGGAGAUGAUUGUAUCUCAAUUGGCGCCGGAACCACGAAUAUGUGGAUGGAGAACAUCAAGUGUGGACCUGGUCAUGGUAUCAGCAUUGGAAGUCUUGGCAAAGAGAUGAAUGAGCCCGGAGUACAAAACAUAACAGUGAAGACGGCAACAUUUACCGGUACUCAAAACGGUGUCCGAGUCAAGUCUUGGGGAAGACCUAGCAAUGGCUUUGUAAAGGAUGUAUUGUUCCAACAUAUUACUAUGGUCAAUGCUCGAAACCCCAUUAUUAUUGACCAAAAUUAUUGCCCUGGAAACAAAGGUUGUCCAGGAAAGGUCUCAGGAGUAAAAAUCGACAGCAUAACAUACCAAGAUAUACACGGAUCAUCAGCUUCUCCGGUUGCUAUACAUUUUGAUUGUAGCGCGAAAAACCAUUGUACAGGGCUAAGAUUGGAGAACAUAAAGCUUACCUACAACAACAACAAACCAGCCUCCUCAAUGUGUGCCUUUGCUGGUGGAUCAAGCUAUGGAUUAGUUCAACCUAAAGGGUGUUUGUAGAACUAUAUUUCGAAAAUUUUCGAGUUCUUUACGUUAAUUCUUCCCCCAUUUUUUUUGUAUGAGGGAAAGGGUGUACGUUCCACUAAUUGAUAUUUCAAGGCAGUGGAGUAUUGGAAGUGCAUGUAAUGUUGAUAGUACAUGCCUCCAACUCUUUAAGCUUGAGUGUAUGUUAUUAUCAUAUUUGUAUAAAGGUGUUGUGUUGUUUUGAUGCAUGCUUAAUUUGUAUGUUGAUUUCCAAGAAUGUAAUUGAAAUUGCAUUAUAA